Molecule: messenger RNA, 984 nt
Organism: Melozone crissalis (California towhee)
Lineage: Eukaryota; Metazoa; Chordata; Aves; Passeriformes; Passerellidae
Exons: 1
Coding region: 1-984 (327 amino acids)
Source: RefSeq, a predicted model, not a curated record
AUGUUCCCCACGCUCCCCGUGCUCCCCACGCUCCCCAUGUUCCCCACGCUCCCCGUGCUCCCCAUGCUCCCCACGCUCCCCAUGCUCCCCGUGCUCCCCACACUCCCCAUGCUCCCCGUGCUCACCAUGUUCCCCAUGUUCCCCGUGCUCCCCACCCUCCCCAUGUUCCCCAUGUUCCCCACGCUCCCCACCCUCCCCAUGUUCCCCACGCUCCCCAUGCUCCCCGUGCUCACCAUGUUCCCCAUGUUCCCCAUGCUCCCCACGCUCCCCAUGUUCCCCACGCUCCCCAUGUUCCCCACGCUCCCCACGCUCCCCAUGUUCCCCAUGUUCCCCAUGUUCCCCAUGUUCCCCAUGUUCCCCGUGCUCCCCACCCUCCCCAUGUUCCCCAUGUUCCCCACGCUCCCCACCCUCCCCAUGUUCCCCACACUCCCCAUGCUCCCCGUGCUCACCAUGUUCCCCAUGUUCCCCAUGCUCCCCACGCUCCCCAUGUUCCCCACGCUCCCCAUGUUCCCCACGCUCCCCACGCUCCCCAUGUUCCCCAUGUUCCCCAUGUUCCCCAUGUUCCCCGUGCUCCCCACCCUCCCCAUGUUCCCCAUGUUCCCCACGCUCCCCACCCUCCCCAUGUUCCCCACGCUCCCCAUGCUCCCCGUGCUCACCAUGUUCCCCAUGUUCCCCAUGCUCCCCACGCUCCCCAUGUUCCCCACGCUCCCCAUGUUCCCCACGCUCCCCACGCUCCCCAUGUUCCCCAUGUUCCCCAUGUUCCCCAUGUUCCCCAUGUUCCCCGUGCUCCCCACCCUCCCCAUGCUCCCCACGCUCCCCAUGCUCCCCACGCUCCCCAUGCUCCCCGUGCUCACCAUGUUCCCCAUGUUCCCCACACUCCCCAUGUUCCCCACCCUCCCCAUGUUCCCCACGCUCCCCACGCUCCCCACGCUCCCCAUGCUCCCCCUCCAGCUGGGGCUGCACUGGGGGCAGUUCCUGCAGUGA